AUGGCAGUCAAGGACAAGCGUCAUGCAUUCGAGAAGUGGAAAAAGCCGGGGAAAAAGAGCAAACCUGGUGAUGGGCGGUACAUCGAGCUCACAAGUAUGAGAGCUGCUACUGCGCUCACUCCUGCAGACGAUGGAGAAGCACGACCCCCAUUACCACCCACACCAUCGCUUCCACCACCGCCCCCAUCGCCUCACAGGACGGCGUUCGCAGAGCUUAUGAACGAAGUACGGGCGGACGCGAAAGACGCUCCAAAAGUUCAAACGUCAAAUGAAAGUAAAACAUUACCACAGGGGAAAGCCACGUCCCAACCAAAGCAUGCGGGACGAAAGCCACAAGCACCAACCCAGCCAGUCGCCGACGGCCGUACGAACGACAAGCAAGAUGAGCUUGACAAGCGUGGGGAAGGCAUUGGAGGUGCCGGCAACACCUUAACUACCGCCGUGUCUUUAUGUAAGAAACAACACGCUGGCCUUGUCUGCCACUGGUCAGACUCUGAUCCUAUCAACCGCAAAGGGAAUUGGCGCCUGGAAAAGUUUGAUUACCAAGAAAACACUGCCAUAUUCAACAAUGGAGUGGAGGACCACAAACAAUGUGUUCCCUCAAAACCCAUAGAUCUUGUGAGCGAGCUGGCAGCGCGUGUGGUUCAGGAAUUCGAACGACGUCAGCACAAGAAGAGUCCGCUGUUUGACAGAGUUUUCCGUGUGCUGAGCGAAUUGUAUGUUCAGUUAAUGGGUGAUAUGGACGGACAUAACGAAAAAGGGAAGAAGAGCAAGGACGAAAGCAGCGAAAAGGGUGAGAAGGGUGCAAAGACUGUUGGGAGGACUGCGAAUCCAGCAAGAAGAGAGGCCGAAGUAUCCCGGCUCCGCAAGUUGAUGGAAGAGCAAGCUCAGUCCAGGGCUGCCGACCAGAAGAGGAGAGAAAGAAAAGCAAUUGAGCAAACGCAAGCGCAAAGGGCUGCCCAAGGCACGAGUGCACUUGACGCUUUGUCAAACACAAGGGUCGAUCUUGACACUUCAAAACGCGGAGGUCGAAGGCCAGAGGAGUACGAUAGAUCUUCAAAGCUUCAGACCAAGAGCGAUCUGGCCAUGACACAGGCAAAUAAGUCUAAGCACGAAAAAGAACCCAAAGCGAAAUGUGGGAAGUCAAACCAAAAAAAGGCCGUAGCCAAACCGCAUCUGACUGAGGCAGAGCGAGAGGCGCUACGUCGCAUCAAGGCUGCUCAGAAACAAGAGGCCAAAAAAUCGGAACAAGCAGAGAGAGAGGUAGAGAAGAGAAUGUUACGGCUAGCUGCGGAUGAGGAGAGGGCAGGAGGAAUGAUCGAAGAGGACGAAACAGACGAUGCUCUCGCGGACACCAUCGAAGAGGCUCUUCAAGACCUCUUCCCCCAAACCCUUCCAAGCAACAAGCGACCCUUGAAACCCACGCAGAAAAAUUCUACAAGAACAAUGCGACCAGCUAUCGAGUCUGCGACCAAUGGCCCUGAUGACCGAAUCUCCCCACCUCCGGCAAAGAAACAGAAGAGGGUCACCAAGGGACGCGCACGCCCUGUCAUUGAAGAUUCGUCUGAAGAAUCAGACAACGUGAAUGCACCCAAGGCUAGCACGAAAGCUGACGAGAUGGAAAAGCCUAAGGAGAUGCCGAGAGCGAAAGUUUCGUUGGCAAACUAUCUUAAAGCUAAAACUGCCGCCACAGCUGACGCGAAGAUUGUUGAUCAGACCGAGAGGGCAGAUACAAAGCACAUCAAGACACAUAAGUCGAAGGCCUUCAUCACAGAUAGUGAUCUCGAAGACGACGAAGUGAGCAAUGUGCAACUACUCACAGACAAGCUAAACGGAAAGGUAGUAAGUGUCGAGACCACUAGCACAGGAAAAGUUACAACUACCACAGAACAGGAUGGCAACAUUGUUGAAGAGGUCAUCGAAACUACCACAGUCGCCGUACGAGCCGGGCAGGAAGAUGGCUCUACCAACCGCACAGAGGUGACCGAGACGACAGUAGUCACCAGCGACUCUUCCGAGCAGGGAGACAUUACCGUAGAGCAUGCUACCCGUGCCCAGGCCGUCUCUGUACUUACGGUUCCAGAGCAAGAGCUGUCCCGCGACUCGCCACCUCCAUCACCAGAGCGCAAGUUACAAGUCGACUUCGAUGCAUUCAUGAACGCACAAGGUAUCGACUUCACCAUCAGUGCUCCUUCUAAUCCAAACACUCUGGCAGCCGAUGUGACUCCAUCCCCCCAUAAAAGGAAACUCGAAGUAGAUUCCAGGCACCAAGAACCCCCUCCCUCGCCAAAAAAAACGUAA
This is a messenger RNA of Ascochyta rabiei, 2301 nucleotides long. RefSeq lists its product as uncharacterized. The record is from RefSeq and is a predicted model, not a curated record. Lineage: Eukaryota; Fungi; Ascomycota; Dothideomycetes; Pleosporales; Didymellaceae. Bases 1 to 2301 code for a protein of 766 amino acids. The transcript has a single exon.